Molecule: messenger RNA, 669 nt
Organism: Dentiscutata erythropus
Lineage: Eukaryota; Fungi; Glomeromycota; Glomeromycetes; Diversisporales; Gigasporaceae
Source: the annotation of a GenBank genome assembly
AUGACGAGUAAUACUAAUAAUAAAACUGAUCAAAGCGAAAUAUUUGCCCCUUUUUAUGAAGUGCUUUUAUAUAAAAAGGAUAUAAUAGCAAUUCAAGAAAAACUUGGUAUCAAUAGUAAUACAUUAAAGCAAAUAGAACACGAGCCCAAUGGAAAAACACUUGAUGAUUCAUAUGAAUUGUUGUUAGAAUUGGUGGGAAAUUUAAUACCUAUACAGGGGAAACUUGGUAUAGAUAUCAAUCCCGUUUUAGAAGCGGAACUUAGAAGGGAUAAAGCCUCUUCAGAUAAACCAAUUAGAUUAUUUGAUUUGCUUUUAUCUUUAGAAGAUGAUAUAGUGGUAAUUCAGGAUAAACUCGGUAUUAUUGGUUAUUCUAAUCAAGAAAGGGCAGAAGAAGUUGAUGAGAAUGUAAGAGCACAACUACAAAAGCUUGAGGAAUUUCACGGUCCAUUAGAAGAUGAUCCAGGUGUGAUUUUACCGAAAUAUGGUGAAAUGGGGGUAAAGAAAAUUCGGUUUACUGGAGAGGGACUUCCUCUAUUUCCAAAUCUUACUCCUCAACAAUUGCAUGAAAUUUUCGUAAAAAAUUCAGCUAGCAACAAUCAGUACCCAUGUCUAGAAUCAAAAGUAAAGAAGGGAAAAUUAUCACGGAAAUAUAUACGUCACAGCAAAUAA